AUGUCCUCCUCCGACCACGAAAAAGGGGAUGGCCCUGCUGAAGCGAAGUACGAGGCUGCCGCUCAUGAGCAACCGAUUCUUAACGGCGACGUGCCGUCUUACGACCACCAUACCGAAAGCAGACUGAUGCGCAAGGUUGAUUGGAGAUUGCUUCCGAUCCUAGGAGCCUUGUACUCGAUUGCACUCAUUGACCGUGUCAAUAUAUCAAACGCCAGAGUCGCUGGCAUGGGAGUCGACCUUAAUCUCCAAGUUGGCAAUCGAUACACCACUGCUCUGGUCGUCUUCUUCAUCCCAUAUUUCAUCUUUGAGCUGCCAUCCAAUAUUGUUCUUCGCAGAGUGGGAAGCGCCAACUGGCUGUCAUUCAUUGCUUUCUCUUGGGGUUGUGUUAUGAUCGGCCAAGGCUUCGUGAAGUCCUACGAGGCUCUGGCUGUCUGUCGAACACUCCUUGGGUUUUUCGAAGCGGGUUUCUUUCCAGGUUGUGUUUAUUUAGUUUCGUGCUGGUACGUUCGCUACGAGGUCCAGAAGCGACUGGCUUUUUUCUAUCUCCUAUCGGUCCUGGUCGGUGGAUUUGCUAAUAUCCUGGCGUACGGCCUCAUGCAAAUGGAAGGUGUGGGCGGACAGAGAGGAUGGCAGUGGAUCUUUAUCAUCGAAGGUCUUCUCACCGUCCUUGUUGCAGCUGGGGCGUGGUUUGUCAUUGUCGAUUUUCCGGACAAGGCGGAAAAGAAAGGACUCUUGACACAUGAACAGGCGGCCUUCAUCGCCAGACGAAUUGAGGUGGAUAGGGGUGAUGCAGUUCCAGAUCCUCUCACUUGGGAAAAGUUCUUCCAUCACCUCAAAGAUAUUAAGCUUUGGAUAUUCGCUACCUUAUUCAUGUCGUCAACGAUGCCUGCCUACGCUUUUGCAUACUUCACCCCGGUUAUCAUUCGAGGGAUGGGAUAUACUGCCGGAAUCGCAAACGUGCUUUCUGCUCCUCCCGUGGUCUCAGCGGUGAUCACGGCCCUGGCUUUCGCAUGGCUGGGAGACAAAUACCAUAUUCGUGCUCCAAUCAUUGCGACCCAGGCCAUUAUCUGCAUCGUUGGCCUUAUGAUCACCGCCUACCACGACAGGAACGGGGUUCGGUAUUUUGGUAUCUUUCUUGGAAUCGCCGGUUGCCAAGGCAAUAUUCCUGCGGUUCUCGCCUAUCAAUCAAACAAUAUCCGUCUGCAAAGCAAGAGAUCUGUCGGGUCAGCACUUCAGAUUGGGUUUGGGGCAAUUGGCGGAAUCAUCGCUUCGACGGCUUUCUCGGAGCACGAGGCUCCUACAUACAGGAGCGGACUCUGGGCCACAGCGGCCUUACAGUUCUGGAUCUUGGGCUGCUUGUGUGCUACGUCGUGGUAUUUCUGGAAGAAGAAUAAGGAGUUUGAUAACGGCACAUUGAGCAAGCCAAUUGAAGGACAGGAAGGUUUCAAGUAUACUCUCUGA
Rhinocladiella mackenziei CBS 650.93 is the source of this 1461-nucleotide messenger RNA. RefSeq lists its product as uncharacterized. Gene Ontology annotation, molecular function: transmembrane transporter activity. Bases 1 to 1461 code for a protein of 486 amino acids. Gene Ontology annotation, cellular component: membrane. Lineage: Eukaryota; Fungi; Ascomycota; Eurotiomycetes; Chaetothyriales; Herpotrichiellaceae. Gene Ontology annotation, biological process: transmembrane transport. The transcript is spliced from 9 exons. The record is from RefSeq and is a predicted model, not a curated record.